Paramecium tetraurelia is the source of this 1135-nucleotide messenger RNA. RefSeq lists its product as uncharacterized. NCBI's taxonomy places the organism in Eukaryota, Ciliophora, Oligohymenophorea, Peniculida, Parameciidae. The record is from RefSeq and is a predicted model, not a curated record. The transcript is spliced from 3 exons.
AUGAAAUCAUUGUUCCUCAUUGCCUUGAUUGCAAUUGCAUUCACAGCUAGAGUCCAAGAGAGAAGUCUAUCUAAAAUUACAACAGAUUUGAAAAAGAGCACAUAUGGAAGUGCCCUUCUUCAUUUAGUUGAACUCCAUUCCAUGGCUGGUGGUCCUGUCUAAGAGUUGAUUGACGCCAUUGAAGAGUUAAUUAAUGAUCUUGAAGAGGAAUUGGAAGAACUUGAAUUCAAUUUCUAAUAAAGAACUAAUUAACAUAAUUCAUUAGUCAUCGGUUAUGAAUAAGACAUUCAAGAUGCUGUGAUCGAUGUUAACAAUACAUAAGACACAUUGGAUAAUUUAUUAUUCCCCAGAAGAGAACAACUCCAAGUGAGAAUUGAAUAAAUUUAAGAAAACUAAGAGGCAAAUAGAAAAAAUUAUGAUGAAGCUGUUCUUACAAGAGAAUAAGAACAUGAAGAUUUCGAAUUCUAAAUUGCAGAAUUGAAUGAUGCCACUGCAGCAGUUGAUGAUGCACUUGCCCUUCUUUCUUCAUUAACAAAUCCAUCUCUUCUUUAGAUCAAGAGAUUCUAAAAUUCCUUGAAAAACAUUGAAUAAAAGAUCAAAUCAAGAUCUAGAAUGGCUCCAAUGAUCAAGGCACUUAUCACAUUGGCUUCAAACCAAAACUUCUCAGACUAAGGAAUCAUUGGUUAAAUAGUUGGUGCUCUUAAUGAAUUUAGAAAUGCUAUUGUUGACUCAAUCAAUGCCUAAACAGCUGCUGAAGCUGAUGCCUAAGCUGAACACGAAGAAUACCUUGAAUAAUUAGAUGCUGAGUAUGCUGAAUUCUAGAGAUAAAUCAACAGAGUUAAUGUUGAUUUGACUGCAACAAAUGAAAAAAUCGAUUAAUUAAGUGAUUUCAGAGACCAAAGAGAAGCUGACAGAAAACAAUACACUGCUGAACUUGAAUUAGAAAAUAACACUUAUGCUGAAGAAACCGAUACCUACACUAACUUAAAGAAUGAGUUCACUAGAGAACUUGGAAUUAGUGAGCAAGCUUUGUCAGUUGUUGAAAGUGCUGACUUCAGCAACAUUCAAGUUUGAAAGGAAUGACUUUAAGUUUCUUUUUAAUAUACAAGAAUAAAUUUACAUUUAACUUUUUAGA